GUUUGUGAAUUAGUUUAAAACAUAUUAAAUUUAAUAUCAGUUGAGUGCAAAACCCCCAAAAUUAUUGAAAUGAAUAAAAGUAUAUUAAAUUUGUUUUGUUUAAUACUUUGCGUAACUAUUAGUUUAGUGAAAGGAAAGACACUUAUAUCGGGACUUAUUCUAGAAAGUGAUGACCCGAUCCCUCCUUUGGUGAAGAGCUGUCACGACAAGAUCACAGACAAACUGUUGAGCUGUGAUGAGGAGGCCAAGGAGGACUGGCACCUCACCUAUCCCUGGGAUGUGCGCUCCAAAGCCUACUGUUGCACCACUUGGCAGAAGUUUGACUGCAUUUACAGCAACGCACAAUGAAAUGCACGUCUGAAGAGAUGUCAGAAAUGGACAAAUAUUACAAUGAGAUGAUUGAAUAC
This is a messenger RNA of Oppiella nova, 407 nucleotides long. NCBI's taxonomy places the organism in Eukaryota, Metazoa, Arthropoda, Arachnida, Sarcoptiformes, Oppiidae. The record is from the annotation of a GenBank genome assembly.